AUGAAGCUAAGCGAGUCAAGAAGCGAAGCAGAGAAGCACCACAACAAGCGACAACAUUUCGACCAAGACCUUAAAAGCAUGAUCUCUUCGUUAACUCACAUGAGAGGAGGAGCAGAGAAGAAAGCAGGACCGAGCCAAUACGAAGAAGGAGAAGAAGAGGACAAGGAAGAAGAUGGCAUCAGAGUCAUCACGCUCUCUGGAUCCAACCUUGGAGCAACCAUGAAGACAGAAGUUGACAACAACAACAACAGCAAUCAUGGAGACAGCUACAAAAAAGGUGGCCACGAGCUUGAUUUCUUGACCACUUUUGUUAACAGCAACUUUCAAGCUGUGAACAACUCGAUCAUGAUAAGUGCCAAGUACGAGACUCAUGAUCCUGGCGUUCAUGUUGAGAUCUCGGGAGAUGUCGAAACACCUGCGAGGGGAUCAAAGGGGAAGAAGGAAAAAACUCGUGUUAGAAGUGACCGUCGAGAAUCUCAACAUACAGAAUGA
Molecule: messenger RNA, 492 nt
Organism: Microthlaspi erraticum
Lineage: Eukaryota; Viridiplantae; Streptophyta; Magnoliopsida; Brassicales; Brassicaceae
Source: the annotation of a GenBank genome assembly